Molecule: messenger RNA, 1971 nt
Organism: Chaetomium strumarium
Lineage: Eukaryota; Fungi; Ascomycota; Sordariomycetes; Sordariales; Chaetomiaceae
Product: Mob1/phocein
Exons: 3
Coding region: 289-1830 (513 amino acids)
Cellular component (GO): cytoplasm
Source: RefSeq, a predicted model, not a curated record
AUAAAUACGGUAAGUGUAUCUUUCAAGGAUAGGUCCAGCUCAGCUCAGCUUAAGACAGGUUGCUACAUGAGCGCCAGCAUCAUCUCGACCUCAAACAACCCCGUCUCCCUUCUCUCCCCGCAUUAUCACUGGCCCGCGACUCGCAACCGUUCAUAACUGCGGUUCCCGUUUUGACUUGCUAGAAAGGCAGAGACGUGCGUAUCUGUCGACCAACAAUACGGUGUGACAAAGCAGGCGCAGCAUUAUCACAGCGUUCGAUUGGCGCGCCGGUCACCAGCGCAAGUCGUUAUGUCGCCGCCGCCGAACUCGCCUCGGCUGCCCAGCCCGCCGCCUCCAGCCGAGUAUCAGAUAGGACCCAAAUCGCCACUGAUGGGACCCAAUGCGGCUCGCCAGGCUGCCCAGAUCGAGCAGACGGCCAUCGAUGCGAACGCCAAACGGCGCAUCCACCCGGGCACGAAGUCGGCCGACAUGGCUGCCGGUCCUCCGCUUGUUCCGUUGCAGGAGCUCGACUCGGCCUUCCAGCUCCAGGAGCACCUGGCGGCCUUGCACUACUACCACACAGCAAGUCACACGACGCCCAUCACGCGCGACACGGCGAAGCUGCUGGCGAACCCACCCCCCGGCAUCGACAGGACCCUCUGGCUGUACGAGCUCUGCCGCUACCUGAUCGCGCAGUGCAACACCCUCAUCGUCGGCUUCCUGUUCGACACGCCGCCGUGCAGCGCUGCCACCUGCCCCGAGAUGCGCGCCGGCGAGUGGCAGUUCCUGUGCGCCGUGCACGACACCCCCAAGAGCUGCUGCGCCAUCGACUACUGCUGUCACACUCUCGACUGGGCCGCCAAUGUGGUGACAAACCCAAAGAUCUUCCCGAGCCGCUUCGUCGUCGAUGCCCACGACAAGAGCACCGCCGUGAAGAACUUGGUCAACGUGUUCCGCCGCCUCCACCGCAUCUUUGCCCACGCCUGGUUCCAGCACCGCGGCGUCUUCUGGUCUGUCGAGAGCCAGGGUGGCCUCUACGUCUUCUUCAAGACCGUGUGCGACGUCUACGACCUACUGCCGGCUGAAAACUAUAAGUUACCUCCCGAGGCCGAAGGGCUGGACAGCAACACGGGUGCCGGUGGCGAUCUCGGGGAUAGAGGUACCGAUAGGAGACAGGGCCAGCAGCAGCAGCAGCAGCAUCAACCUCAGCUCCUGGCACCACUUUCCAUCGCGAAACCACCCAGCCAACGUGACGGCGAUGACGGGGACUAUCCGUCCGUGAGCAGGACCAACACGAGGAGGCAUAUUAAGAGCAGCCCCUCGGUAGGAAGCGCGGUGACGACAGUACCCGAAGCAGACGAGGACGACAGCAGUGCCGAUUUGUCCAAUAAGCUGGCCGGGAUGCGCAUAUCAUCAGCUCCCGCGCCACCCGCCGACAGAGAGUCAGAGCCGAAUAGCAUCCCGCUGAUCGUCGAUCCUGGGCCCUCAGCAACGGCGGAGCAGCCAUUGCGACCAUCAAGCGUGAUUCCGCCGCCGGGAACGGCAGCGAAUGAAUGUCAACCGGAACCGGAGACGGACCCGGAGAAGCAAGAAUCUGAAGAAGCAGCGGCCACAACGACAGCCGGGGAAACCGAGCUUGCGCCCGCGCCGGAAAUGCACCUGGAUGCCGAGCCCGAACCUGAGCUGGCAUUAGAGGAGACGCCAUCCGCAGCGGAGGCGGUCGAGGAACCGCAACAAGCCGAGAAACUGGCCGCUGCCGAUGACGAGCCCGCCAGAGUGAUGGAAGACACCGGAAACCAAACCGGAGGAAUCAGCAUCACAGCCGCUUGCCGCGGAAGCGGAAGACCCUAGUACAGAGAGCCAGGCCGCCGGUGACGAGGACAAAGACGUUGCCAACGAGACGGAGGCAAGGGCGAAAGCAGAAGAAGCAGGGAAGGAUGCCGGUGAGGUGGCGUCUUCGCCGGACAAACCCGAGGAGCAAGCUGUCGAGAG